CGGGACCUGGAGUGGGGACGGAGCCUGCUCCCGGCUGCUCUACGCUGGCAAACAACGCGGAAGCGCGUCUGCAGCUGCGGUUCUCCUCCGGGCUGGUCCGCACCGGUGAGCUGCGUGCCCAGCUGCUGAGCGAACUUCCUCAGCAGCCCUUCAAUGUGACCGGUCUCCGCCCGCUGAGACUCUGCAACCCUGGCACGCACCCAAGGGGCAACCAGGCAACGGCCGCCCUCCUUUCCUUCAUCGGUCCCGUAGGCUCCUGAUGAACAUUGAGCAUGGCCCCUAAAUCUUGCCAGGAGUCUGAAGAUGAGCAGGUGCCCCUGGCCCCAGCAGAUGUAAAGCCAGUCACCAGUGACCUGGGGCCCCCAGCUGGCACAACUGUGGACACAGUGGCUCCUUCGUGUCCCCAGAGCACCAAGCCCUAGAGCACACCUAUACCAGUGUUCUGCUCUGUAAAUCAUCAGUUGGCCCUGGAGACCCUGGACCCCCGCACCCUGCAGCUCUUGUGGGAACAAAGAGAACUGGAGAUCCAGGCACUUCGGUGGGCAGUGCAGAAGGGUCAGAAUACCCAAUACUGCCACAUCCUACAGGAGGUGGCAGGGAUUCCCCCUGAGCGGAGCCUCAAAAGUCAAGACAAGUUCCUGCAGAAUCAGGUCCAGAAGCUGACCCUGGAGCUGAAAGCACAGAAGGAACAAGCUCAGCUGGUGGUUACUGCAGAUGUUCUAAGAGACUUCAGUGACUCUUCUGAGAAUGAUGAGACUUCUGUUGCUGGGGAGAUGCAGGCAUGGACCAGGAGCUUCAGCAGACAUGUGGAAGAUCUGCAUGAAAGCCAUUCACACUCUCUCACCAAGACUGUUCUGGAGCCCUUCGCAGACCCUGACCACCAAUAUGCAAGGCCUCAAUUAAAUCCAGUUGGCUGUUGCCUGAAGAUUGCUGCUGUGAAUUACCAAGAGAAGUUUGUCCGUAUCCUCAACCAGUCACAGGGGGAGACUGUAGAUCUGGGUGGCUUUGUGCUGCAGCAGCUGGUGAGGGACUUCCCUGUGUGCAUGUACCGCUUCCCGCCUGGCACCCUUCUGGCACCGCAGCACCACAUCACGGUGUGGGGCGAAGGGAGGAGCAGGACCAAGAAGCAGCAGCCAGUGUCCUUGGGCCAGGACCCCUUCCACUUUCAGUCCAGCCGAGGCUGUGUGACGCUGCUUGUGAACUCUCAGGGCCAGGUACUCGGUGAGCACCAAGCUACUCCCUGCAUGACCCUGGUCUCAAAGAUUUUCGAGGACAACACCGACUUGUCCAUCGACUGCUUCCCGCUCUCAGAGACCUGUCCUGAUGCAGAUUCCUACCAGCAGCAACGCAGGCCUUCACCCCCGCGCAAGGGCCGCACCCAAGUGGCUGGGGCCAGGCACAAGAGGCUGGGUGGACUGCAGCCCCCAGGACCUCGCCCCACCGUGACGUGUGAUAUCUUGCCGUUCCCGAGCACCCGCAAACUUCACCUGGGGGAAGCCCCUGCCCAACCCGAAGGGAGGAAGAAUGAGACACCUAGGCUCCCGCCUGCGCUCCCAGAGCGGGCCUGGAGGGUGCGCCAGGAAGACUCCCAGACUAAGCAGGAGCACAAGGUCCGGGUGUGUCGUAAAACCGUGGACCGGAGCUGUCCUGUGGUAGCCCUAUCAGUGCAGAGCACAGCUGAGAGCAGAUACGGUUUCCGCUUCCUCUGCUGCCCUCCCAUCACCGAGGAAGUAUGCAGGCCCUUGUAGGGCAGCCAGGCCAGGCAGGCAUUGCCAGCUGCAUAAUUUAUUGAACCAACUGUUGCUUACAAAGUAAAGCACAUUUCUGUACA
Messenger RNA from Nannospalax galili (Upper Galilee mountains blind mole rat), 1831 nucleotides. It is a transcript of the gene Lmntd2, whose product is annotated as lamin tail domain containing 2. The record is from RefSeq and is a predicted model, not a curated record. NCBI's taxonomy places the organism in Eukaryota, Metazoa, Chordata, Mammalia, Rodentia, Spalacidae. Gene Ontology annotation, biological process: chromatin organization. Gene Ontology annotation, cellular component: lamin filament. Gene Ontology annotation, molecular function: structural constituent of chromatin. The transcript is spliced from 13 exons.